UUGCGCGAGCGGUUCAACCGCGUGUUGGAGGACGUGAUCAACCAGCACCAGGAGCUGAACGAGCGCAUCGACGGCUUCUUCCACAAGGACCUCCUCGAGAAGCUGAACCGGAUUUCCUCCUACGUGGGCGGGUUGCCCCAGAGGAGGAAGCUGUCGUCGCGUCGCGACGAUCCCGACUGGUUCCAAGGGAUCAACGAGAGGAUCCAGACGAAAGAGGAAGCCCUGCGGGCACGGGCCCAGAGUCGGAUGCGGAACUACCUGCGGGACGCCCGCAACCAGACUCGAGGAGACCCCGCAGCCCUGCAGGUGCACGCCAGGCUGUUGAACGCCUUCGGGGCCCUGCAGGACAUGCUCCGACGGGACGACUACCAGGGGCAUCUGUUCGACAGGAAAGAGUUGGAGAGUCUGUGCGACGAGGAGGGGACCUUCGCCUGUCAGGGGAGGUUCGACCUCGAGGAGUGCUCGUACGGGGAGGGGCAUGUCAUCAAUCCGUAUGAUAACAGGGAGAGUCUGCUGCUCUUUCAGAACUGGAAUUUGGAUCAUGGGAUCGAACGGUCCCGCACGGUGGUUCCAGGUCUCGUUGCCGCCAUCGUCAAAGGAGGAAGGCGGAAUGUGAAUAUGGAGUACUUUUAUGCACUUCUCUUCACCACUGAGAAUUUGAGGCUUGUUCAUACGGUGUGUCAUGAGAAAGGGCAUCAUCGGCGCGGUCUUGACCCCGAUGAGAUUUACCUU
Molecule: messenger RNA, 732 nt
Organism: Darwinula stevensoni
Lineage: Eukaryota; Metazoa; Arthropoda; Ostracoda; Podocopida; Darwinulidae
Source: the annotation of a GenBank genome assembly